Molecule: messenger RNA, 2360 nt
Organism: Scophthalmus maximus (turbot)
Lineage: Eukaryota; Metazoa; Chordata; Actinopteri; Pleuronectiformes; Scophthalmidae
Gene: lsm1
Product: LSM1, U6 small nuclear RNA associated
Exons: 4
Coding region: 135-536 (133 amino acids)
Biological process (GO): deadenylation-dependent decapping of nuclear-transcribed mRNA
Cellular component (GO): Lsm1-7-Pat1 complex; P-body
Molecular function (GO): RNA cap binding
Source: RefSeq, a predicted model, not a curated record
AAACGUCGACAGGAAGUUUAUCCCAGGCGUCUAUAAAGACGCUUCCUGUGCUCUUCUUGAAAGAAACAUACUUUGAAACAUUCAUGGCUUAACGCCACACAAAGGUACACGACGCAAAUAAACAGCUGCCCAAGAUGAAUUACGUACCGGGCACGGCCAGCCUCAUUGACGACAUCGACAAGAAGCACCUGGUGCUGCUCCGAGAUGGCAGAACGCUGAUCGGGUACCUCAGAAGCAUUGAUCAGUUUGCCAAUUUGGUUUUUCAUCAGACAGUCGAGCGCAUCCACGUGGGGAAGAAAUUUGGUGACAUCCCCAGAGGAAUAUUCAUAGUGAGGGGAGAGAAUGUGGUCCUGCUGGGAGAGAUAGACGUGGACAAGCCCUGCGACACGGUCCUGCAGCAAGUUUCCAUCGAAGAGAUUCUGGAGGAGCAACGGUUGCAGCAGCAAGCCAAACAGGAGACGGAGAAAGUCAAAAUGCAGGUCCUGAAGGACCGAGGCCUUUCCAUCCCCAAAGCUGAUAACUUGGACGAAUACUAGCACCGCCUUCGUUUUUCUUGAGCCAGUUUCUCAGUUUGUAUGGGACUCCUGAGUUUUAUUUUGAGAGCGAGCAUGACUUGUUUUGUUUUUUUUAUGUGUACAUGGUUGCAUCAUGUCGGGCCUAUUUACUGUAGUGUACUGUAUGAAUUUAAUUUGAAUUGGCAGGAAGAAGAAAACAAAAUGAUGGGUGCUCUCAGUUUUGCAGUUCAUGGUGGCGAAGUGAUAAUUCCAUAUGUUUGAUCACUAUGUUGGCAAUUUAGCAAUUAUUUUACAGCAGCACUUUCUAUCCACGACAUGGUUAAUUUUUUAUUUGGGGAUACGCUAUUGACAAAAACGACUUGCUGUGCUCCAUUAAAGAGUUUGUCUUUAUGGAGGAUAUGCUUGGAAAAAAAAAUGGUGUCCUCACAUUUUUUGACCACGUUGCCCAUUCAGCUUUACUCUCGCAUUUGUAUUUAAUGCAUCAUUAUUAGGUUAAACAAUGUUCAGGUAAACUUGGGUCAGUAGGACCUUGUGGCCCUGUGUGAUGGAGCCACAGUCACAGCAUGCAGACCGCGUUUGCAGUGUCGCAUCAAACAUUUCAGACUGAUCCUUUGCAUCUGUUUGGAAAGGGCGUAAUUGAUUUUGGUAAUUCAGUUAUGGCCGGCGGGAUAUCAGUGCAUCAGACAGCCUCAUGUCCUGUGUAUGGAGAUAACAGGACUGGAGAACUCUGUCCGAUCUGCUUUCACUAGUUAAUAAGCGUGUUAAUCGUUUGGACGGAUACAGUGAGUUAAUAUCAAACCGCAUCCUGUGUCCGCUUCAGUGCGGCCUUUACACCGGCUUCGCCCACAGUGCGGUGGGCCUGCGGGAGGGGGGGUGGGGCUCUAGAGUUAUCAUGAAACGGAUUAAAUGUUGUUGUUUUUUACUUUGUACAGUAUACAGCAGUCUGCGGAUGAAAAAAACAAAAUUUCACAUGUCAUACAAUUAUUUCUGGCUAAACCUAAAAAUGCAACUCUUGCCUUUAGGAAAAGAGAGCUGGACUUGGUCAUAUAUAUAUAUAUAUAUAUAUAUAUAUAGUUUUUUUUAGGGAACCUUAUCAGGGACAGGAUUCAUUCUAAUACAAAGGAAGCACAGUUAAUAUGUCAAUUUUGAUCAUGAUCAUUUCAAGACUCUUACAUAAUGCUUUAUAUAUACAGUGCUGCUUCCACAUCUUCUGGAAGGAAUGGAAGACACGAACCGUCAGGUCACAAACAACUAAAAUAAUUAUUUAUUUCAAUAACACUAAUAAUAAUGUCAAGUGUUUUGUCAAACACAUUACAUGGGCAUUUCUGGAUGUCAAAGAUUCCCAGUUUCUUUUGUGUCUACAAGGAACAUGCAAACAGACUCCUCUUUAUUAUUAUCAAUACAAACGUGCAAUCACGUGGUUCGACUCUGUUCGCAUCAUAGUGUGUCAGGCAGGUAUGUCAUGUCUUCCUGGGCAGUAAUACACGAGGUCUCCACUGUUGCUUCACAUUAUAUGACAGUGGUUUAAAAUCAAAAAGAAACACAAGAAACCUACCUGUUCUUCUAAGGGGGGUUAUCGAAUCACUUGUGGAGAAAGAAAACGGCAUUUUAACAAUUGUGUUGACAAUAUGUUAGAGGUGCAACAAUUACUCAUUUGGAAGAAAAUUAAUUAUUGCACAAUCCCUUUUUAGAAUCACUUCAGUCACUUAUAAAGCAAAAUGCAAGACAUCUCUGUGGUUUCUCACAAGUAAUGAUUGUAAUUUGAAUAUAUUUGUGUUUUGAGCCGAUUGUCAGAUACAUUUAAAAAUGUAAUCUUGUAAGUAAAACAACAACACUUUUAAAUAU